Molecule: messenger RNA, 4025 nt
Organism: Tribolium madens (black flour beetle)
Lineage: Eukaryota; Metazoa; Arthropoda; Insecta; Coleoptera; Tenebrionidae
Product: Hermansky-Pudlak syndrome 3 protein homolog
Exons: 10
Coding region: 269-3769 (1166 amino acids)
Biological process (GO): organelle organization
Cellular component (GO): cytoplasm
Source: RefSeq, a predicted model, not a curated record
CGCCAUGUUGGAAAUGUCAUUUAAAUGUCAAAAUAAUCAACAAAAAUAGUUUAAAGUUGAUUAAAACAAUGUAAUUGGGUGUUUUUUGUGCGAAAUAUCACCAAGUGCGUGUUAUUUGAGUGUUUGGUGUAACCCCAAGUUAAUCAAUAAUUCACAUGGGACUCUCCUAUUUUGUAUAAAUUUGCCCACAUACUCUCUUAAAUAAACUCCACACCCUUAAUCGAUGCCAGUGUGAUUAUUCACACAUUCACUCGCCCCCUUUUCCAGAAUGGUCCGUGUUAUCUCCGUGCACCAUUUCGCCGGUCAAAACAUCCAAACCGUUGAACAGCCGACGGCAUGCACAGUCGCGCCCCCCGACAAGCUUCUCCUAGCCCUCACGAGCAAUUGCAUCGAAGUCCGAGACUUGAAAAACGAGUCUGAGGUCUUGUUUAGCUUCCCUUCAGUCGACGAAGUCAUCCAGAUUGUGCACUGUCGCAACGGCGACUUUGUGACCACGCUCGAGACCAAGUUCAAUCGCCAGAACAAAGACACGAAUUUCGUGCGUGUUUACAUCAAUUGGGACAGCGUGGCCGCCUUGCAGCAGUCGAAAAUGACCAGCAGUGGGGUCAGUUUGGGGGCCUCGGAGUGCGGGAUGGUGCAGCCGAUGCGGGCGAGGAUCGCCGGGAGAGUCACCCCCACGACGAAUCAGUCGGAAUUGGGGAGUUUGGAGAUGAUUGAAAUUCCGGUGAAACGCAAUCCGAAUUAUAUCGAGUGUUGUCAAGUCUCCGGAAAUUUGUUCAUUUUGUCGAAACGAAUCAUCAAUGUUUAUAAGUUUCAAGUUAAGACUCAUGAUAUUUCAAAGAUGAGGUUUAUUGAUUUCGAAGAGGUGGGGUUUUACUUGGAGUUGACGUUUUUCCCACAACAGAUGGCAGUGUGCGAGAAUUAUAUUGCGUGCAUGAAUAGCGACAAUAUGUAUUUGUUUAAGUUGGAUGAUGAGGGGGGCGAGGUGGGGGCGACGGGGGAGCAAAGUUUUAAUUUUGCAUAUUCUAACGACGACCCCAUCGACUUUGCAAAACUAAUCCGCGACGAAACUUUUGGAUCAACAAAAACCAAACUCACUGUUCACCUUCCUUCGAUAGUUCGCGAGAACAGCAUAAUCCACAAGCAUAGUCCUUUCACUUUUACUGAUAAAGAAAUGACAGCGAAAAUUCACUCAAACUCAUCGUCAGACCCCAAACUACCCCAAAUAGUAAACUUGAUCCAACUCAAACUAAUUCCAAUCUUAGUCGAAAACGCCCAACGUCAAAUAACCGAAGAAUUCAAAUGUAUGAUUUUAAAACCUCUCUACAUUGACGAAAAUUUGAACAAAAUCAAAGACACUAAAAUCUUGACAAGUGACUAUCGGAAGUGUCUCAAUAGUGUUGUUUGCAUGGUUGCGACCCAACAGGAAGGCUAUUUGCACUAUUUUUGCGAAAAUGAGGUCGAAAGUGACCAUUGUGUUGCCGUUUAUCCGUUUACAGCCCCCGUGCAGAGGCUAGUCAUGGAAGACUAUUUUCUUCAUGCACUUACCGAAACCGGCCUUGAGAGUUACACCCUACGUUUCGGUCAUAAACUCUUCAGGAGUUUUGAAAUAGUUGACGAUGUUAAUGUUGCUUCUCCGUCGAUAAAUGACGCUAUUUGUUUAGUAGGACUCCGCCCAUUUUUGGGGGUGGAGCAAAUCCUCCUCUCGGAGAAUAAUCUAGUCCUCCUUGCAAAUUCGGAAAGUUCGCCGACACAUUCCGUCAGUUCGAAUAGUAGUUCAAAUGCGUCCUAUUGGACCUUGUAUAAUUUAGAACUACCAACUCCGAAAACCAUAUUCAAUGAUAUUUCAAUCCUAGCCAAUGCGCAUCGAUUUACGUCAUCGCAAACCUACUGUCAUUUGAUGAGCGAAGCUCACGUGAUCUUGAGGGUGGGGCUUGUUUUAAAAAAAUGGGGCGUGGUUGAGGAAAAUGUCAAAUUGAUCAUUCCUGUCAAAAAUAACAUUGAUGAUGUUAUUGAAACGUACAGAACGUCGUGUGCUUUAUUAGCCGAUCAUUACAUAAUGUGUAAUGAGGAUUUUAAGUUGGCAAUACCGUACUAUAAAAUGGCGCGAGUUUUGCCAUCGGAAGUGUUACGAAGAGUGAAAAAAGUACAAGAACAAUCGAAUAAUUACGUGACUAAAGGUUUGAUGAAUUAUCUCAAAUCGGUUUUAUUGGAAGUUAAAUAUAGUUGGGAGGCGGAUAAGUUUUUUACCAGUGGUUCUAAACAGAAUUUCGCUGAAACGAUUUUGACAUUGUUGGAGAACCACAAUUUUGAGGAUUUGCCCAAUUUGAUACUCAAAAGUAGCAUUUUGAGGGAGUAUUCCACGGAUAAGUUGAUCCAGAUUUUGACGCAGAAGUUGCCCAGUGAGGGCCCAAAACUGACCGAAAAACAUCUAGCACUCGCCGUUCUCCAUACCCAAAAGUGCAAUACAUCGAAAUCCCAAGAAUCCUUAUCACAAAUUCCCGAAAACGAUCUUUUGACAGCUUUACAAGAAAACUGGGAGUUGCUUUUUGACACAACUCAAAGUUUUCAAGGAAAAACUAAAAUCGUGUCAACUUUUUCCGAAUUCGCUGUUGUUUUGAUAACCUCUCAAUCUGAUAUUUUGAGCCAAACUUUGGUUUAUUUAAUAAUGGAGAAAAAAUCAAUCAAUUUGAAUAAAUUAAUAAAGGUUUUUCUGGAGUAUUUACCCUCAAGUAUCGGGAGUGAUAGCAGUACUGCCAGUCUAGUCCUCCAAAAAACCCUAGAAUUAUAUUUCCAGAAAUAUUUUGAAAAAUUUGGCGAUUCAGAUAUUUCGAAAAUUAUCUACGAAAGGGGGGCCAACGAAGCGAUGAAAUUGCUAGUCCGGUCCUAUUUAUCCCAACUCCAAAUCUUCCAAUUGAAGGAAGAUAAUCAAAAAGAUGAAAUGUCGUCGAGUUUCAGCAAGCUGGAACGCGAAAUUUUAGGCGAAAAUGAGGAAAAAUCCAAGUAUUACUUCGACGAUAAGUUUGAUAAAAACCCGGAAAAUUACUUAUUUUCCCAAUUUCGGUACAAUUAUCUCGAUAAAAUGCCCCCGUUUCAAGUCGAAAUCACUUCGAAAUUAUUCGAGGCGUGCCUCGAAAAUUACACACCAAAGGGGAAUUACCGGCCCAAUGACGAAGCCGACCUCGUUUUGAAAAAACUUCAAGCCAUUUUGUCGAGUCAAAUCGUCUCGAAGCAGGUUUUAGGGGAAGUCAACGCGUUUUUGGGCCUCAAUGAGAAUUUGAGGGGGAGUUUGAGUCUCCAAUCGAUCAUUUUGAGUACGAAUGAUGCCAUUCAGUUGUUAAUUGAGGCAUGUCCUCAAUGUUUACUCCAAUUUGGCAAGGACCGGUUUUCGCGAACUGAUGAAUGGAAAUUUCUGAUUGCGUCGAUACAGAGACGGAUUUUGAGGUUAAGUCAGAACGAUGUUUUCAAAAGGGUUUGUUUCUUUCAUAAAAAACUACUGAAAGACAUUUUGACACAUGUGGCGACAUCUAUGACGUUGGAUCAGUUAGUUCAGGUAUUUCCGCAACGAAUUAGUACUUCCGAUUCGGAUAAUCGGAAUAGUGAGUUGGGUUAUGAUCUUGGUUAUUUAGAAAAUGAGUUGGAUGUUUUGAACGAAAUUCAAAAUUAUGAACCUUUUGUGAUUAUUUGUAAGGAGACGAUGCACGCGAAUCAAAUCAACAAGCUUAUUACGACCACAGGGCAGCAGUUGUUGUGCACUUUGAAUUUGUAGAUUUAGGGAAUUUAUUUUUGAAAUUCAUCGCUUCGACCAAAAAUUGAAACCAAAGCACAAAAUCCGAAUCGAUGUGGAAUUUUCUAAGCUUUAGGAUAGACUGACCUUUUUCUACACCCUGAUGAUGUUUUAUAACACAUUGCAAUUUUAUUAUUUUGUACAGGGUGCUGCAUUUUUUUUGAGAGUUUUUGAGAAAAUAAUAUUGGUUAAAACCGCAUCCCUCUAUCGUCUUUUGUUUUCGACAUAGAGUUGACAU